Messenger RNA from Aspergillus homomorphus CBS 101889, 737 nucleotides. RefSeq names its product SelT/SelW/SelH family protein. Bases 55 to 687 code for a protein of 210 amino acids. The record is from RefSeq and is a predicted model, not a curated record. Lineage: Eukaryota; Fungi; Ascomycota; Eurotiomycetes; Eurotiales; Aspergillaceae. The transcript has 3 exons.
AUUCCCUCCCACCAACUCUCUCAACUCUCCAACAGAAAACAACUUGAAGCCAAAAUGAUCUCCAUCCCCCAAACCGCAACCCCCAACGCCUCAACCCAGGCACAACCACAAGACCAACUCACAACAGCCGCGAACCCCAACCCCAACCCUGAGCUAUCGCCAUCGCCAUCGCCAUCGCCAUCGCCAUCGCAAUCGCAAGACAACAGCCACAGCCUCGGAAUCCAGUACCCCCGCAUCACCAUCAAAUUCUGCACCCAGUGCAAAUGGAUGCUCCGCGCUGCUUAUUUCGCCCAAGAACUCCUUUCCACCUUCUCCACAAACCUAGGCGAGGUAUCCCUCCUCCCGGCAACGGGGGGGAUCUUCACGGUAACGAUUUAUCAUCAAUCGAAUCAUGAGGGGGGUGCUGUUCCCCCCGGGGUUCAGACAGAUACUCCUGAGAGUAAGGGCAACGGGGAGCGGGCAACGAUCACGGAGACGGUGCUGUGGGAUCGGAAGCGGGAUGGCGGGUUUCCUGAGGUCAAGGUGCUUAAGUCUCUCGUGCGGAAUGUGGUGGAUCCCGGGCGGGAUUUGGGACAUACCGAUCGGGCGUUGAAGAAGAAGAAGGAACAAGAGGGGGACGGUGACAAGCAGGGUCCUACUACAGAGGCUGAAGGCAAGGGAAAAGAUCAAUGCGAGGAUUGUCAGUAGCUCCAUCUAGAUAUCAUUCAUGUAUAUAGGUAGUAUCGAUUCAAAUAACU